Molecule: messenger RNA, 3192 nt
Organism: Rhineura floridana
Lineage: Eukaryota; Metazoa; Chordata; Lepidosauria; Squamata; Rhineuridae
Gene: WDR86
Product: WD repeat domain 86
Exons: 6
Coding region: 126-1322 (398 amino acids)
Molecular function (GO): protein binding
Source: RefSeq, a predicted model, not a curated record
CAAAAAUGACCCUUGAUGUUGGCUUGAUGCAGCCAACUGUUGUAAGGCCCGUGCCUCAUGCUCGUACGUCUCAGAAUUUAUGAGACUUUCCAAACCAGCUGCUGACUUGUAGCGGAAACUGCAGGAUGGGGAGUAGUAGUUCAGCACUGAAAGUUUGCACUGAUCACCAGGGAGGCAUCAAUUGGCUGAGCCUCAGUCCAGAUGGGCAGUGGCUGCUGACAGGUAGUGAAGAUGGCACUGCACGGCUCUGGAGCACUGCCGACAGCCAGUGCCGGGCCCACUUUCAAGGGCAUGAAAGCUACAUCACCUUUUGCCACUUAGAAAAUGAAGCUGCCUUUACAUGUAGUGCAGAUCACACAAUUAGAAAAUGGGAUGUGAUGACAGGUCAGUGCCUGGCUGUUUACCGAGGGCACACGUCCAUUGUGAACAGGAUCCUGGUUUUCAAGGAUUAUCUCUUUAGUGGCUCCUAUGACAGGACAGCACGUUGCUGGAGUGUGGAUAAGGAGAAGGCAAUCCAGGAGUUCCGAGGCCACCGCAACUGUGUUCUAACAUUGGCUCUCUACUCUGCAAAGGAUGUCCUUGAGGAUUCAGAAGAGGAAGAGGAAGAGGAGGAGAAACUGAGCAGGGACUUCCUGGUGACAGGGAGCACGGACUGCACUGUCAAGGUCUGGUGGGUGUCAAGUGGGCGCUGUCACCAGACCCUGCUGGGACAUACUGGGGCCGUCUUAUGUCUUAUACUUGAUGCUCCAAACAGGGAGCUCUUUUCAGGCAGCACUGAUUACACCAUUCGGACUUGGAAUAUUGUGACUGGUGAGCAGCUGAGAGUGUUCAAAGAGCAUCAAGGAUCUGUCAUUUGCCUAGAGCUUGUGAACCGACGGUUGUAUUCAGGAAGUGCAGACAGGACGGUGAAAUGCUGGUUGGCUGAUACUGGGGAGCGAGUCCGGACAUUCAAAGCUCACAAGCACACCGUCAGCACUUUGAAAUACCAUGCUGGGAUAUUGUUUACAGGCAGUGGCGAUGCCUGUGCUCGAGCUUUUAAUACAAAGACUGGCAUCCUGCAAAGAGUGUUUCGAGGUCACAAGCUUGUUAUUAACUGCAUCCAGAUUCACAAUGAAUUAUUGUACACAGCUUCCCACGAUGGCACGCUAAGGAUCUGGAACAUACGGCAGAUCUGCAAGAGGAAUAAGCGGCGCUUGAAAGAGAGGUCUAUCCAGGGCAGGCGUUCUCAGAAGGGAAGCCUGUCACGUCUCUUCAACAACAAAGUGGGCUGCAUGGUCCACCAGGAGAACGGAGGGGAGCAGGAGGCGGUGGAGCUCGUGUGAUGGCCGAGAGGAUGGGAAGCUUUCAAUCAACAACACAAGGGAACACCUGAACAAUUCGUGACCUACCAAGCCAAAUGCAGCCCACUGCCAGUUAUACUGGGCAGGCCCAUCAGGAUCAAAUUAAAUAUCCUGAUAUUUCAGCCUAUCUGGCCCAGUCAAACACCUGGCAGGCCAGACCAAAGUGGUGUGUGUGUGGCUGGUGGACUGUGUUCAGCAUGGUGGAUCACAAGCUGGGUAGGCUUCAUCUUGGCCUGAUGCUGAUAAAAUGUCAACAGAAGGAGAGUGCUUCUUUGCAGUCAUAUGGGGCUGGAUUAUUUAAUAACUAUUUCAAGAAGACGUCUUGAUUCUCAUGGACAUAUGGAAAUGUCCCUGAUUUGUUGGCCAGCCACAUCAUCCCUGAUUUAUCGUCCAUGGGGCUAUCUUAUGACAUCCUGCACACUGGCACGUGUAGAGUUCUCAGCAAAUGUAGCAUCUGGACCUGCAGAGCCAGUACCAUUAGGAGCAGCAGAGAAAGGGAGGGGGUAAUAGAGAUGCAAGGGUGGGAGAAGGCAGAUCUUUAACAGGCCAGUCAAAGAAGGCUGACGGCCUGGUGUUGUGUACAGGCAGUGUAUUGGGGAACAUGGGUAUAUGAUAAUAGUGUUUCCCCUCAAAUAUGCUUUGUGCCCAGACCUGGAAAACUAUUUAAUGGCGCAUCAGGAAAAAGCAAUUGCUGGGCGCUGGAAGUGUCCUUAAUGCACUUCUUAGGGUAGUGCAGGACUGUAGCUGAGCCAAAGUUUGGCUUAGUGUAUCAUCUGAACCAGGGGUUGUCAUAAAAGUAUCCUCCUUAACCAUAACCUGUUGCCAUAGAACAAAAGUAGCGAUCUUCACCACAAUCCUUGGUUUGGAUGACGCACUAAGCCAAACUUUGGUUUAGCUGCUGUGCCACACUGACCGAAAAAGCUUAGGGAGCAGAGUGGUUGCAGUUUCCUCCUUGGAGCCAGCAGGUGUGUGCAUUUGCACUAAGGUAUGGCUUAGCUUAGUGUGUGAUGUGGGGAAAUGGCCAUUGAGGCUUUUGAACUGGCCUCUCCAGCUGGCCCUUAAACGAGGGUUUGAUCUGCAUCAAUAAAUAGAUAAAGCAUGUUCAGCUCCAGGCCACAAAGAGCCUUGCUUGCUGAUUUUUGCUGAUUAAAUGUCUGCUAAAAUCCAAAAGCUGGAUUCUUGAAAGCAAAGCUGGGUUUGGGGGUGAGAGGUUUCUGGCAACAUUUGGCUGGUGGAAUAUGGUUGGGCUUGUCUUUGUGAGGAUAAGUUUGGAGGAAUUUAGUCUGGGUUCUAUUGGAGUGAAAUGUGUGGCUUUUUUUUGGAGGGGAGGAUAUUUUAGUUAAUCUCCAUGGGACUGGUGAUGGAAUAGUGCAUGAUUUAAGUUCUUUCAGGAGUAAAAGGGAUGUGGGUAGGUUCCUUGGUGGCAGAAGAAUCAGGGAGAUGUAUCUCCUGUCCUUCACUAGAGAGGAACCCUUGCAGCAAAGAUAUGUAUUGCACUACCGAGAAUAUUUGAACUAAGGGCUGAGCUGCAUCCAAGUCCAGCAGAGGGACUAGAAACCUCUGCUGGGUUUGAGAUGAGGCUUGUGGGAAUGGACGCUCUGAGAGAGAGAGAGAGAGAGAGAGAGAGAGAGAGAGAGAGAGAGAGAGAGAGAGGGGAGUCUAGCAAGGGGUUUUGGAAGACCCCUGUUUGUGUAGCUGAGCUUCUGGACAUGGGGAAGCAUCUUUACUCUGGUUCUUUCUCCCCUGACAUUUGUUUAGACAACCACUGAGCCAUAAACAUAUAACUGUUAUGUUGUGGAUCUUUGUUGUAGCACAGUGUGUAACUGAAACAAGUACUUUAAUCAUUUGUGUA